This is a messenger RNA of Penicillium crustosum, 510 nucleotides long. RefSeq lists its product as uncharacterized. The record is from RefSeq and is a predicted model, not a curated record. Bases 1 to 510 code for a protein of 169 amino acids. The transcript has a single exon. Lineage: Eukaryota; Fungi; Ascomycota; Eurotiomycetes; Eurotiales; Aspergillaceae.
AUGCACACUGCAGAACAAACAUACAACUGUCUGUCUCGUGAGCUCCUGCAGUCAACUGCAGGGUUCUUUUUACCCGUGACCACCCUGGUCAGCUUUUCUCUUCUCGGUCUCAUCUUCAUCCACCGGUAUAUCAAAUAUCGUCGUCGGAGACAAACAAACAUCAUUCCUACAUCUGGAUUCAACCAAGAGAAAGUCCAAGACUUCUGGCUCCAGUCUAUCAUGGAGAAAGGAAAUAUCGUCCCAUCGGCCUCGCGCCCUCCAUCUGCUUGCGAUAUCCUGCAACCUUUAUCGCAUACCUGCCUCCUGCCAAGCAGUGGAGCCCUCGCGGCGCAGGCUAGAGAGCAGCAAAGUGGGAGAUUAGCGGCGACAGCGAGUAGUCCUACAUCUUUAGAGGCUUCUUCUGAUGCGGGCGAAGAGGUGCAAAAGCGCAACGAAACGAUCCAGCAAAUGUGCGAUGAGGAUGAUGAGGGAGUGCGGAGUUGGAAGCGCGUUGUUGUGGAGUAUAGGUAG